This is a messenger RNA of Saprolegnia diclina VS20, 1493 nucleotides long. RefSeq lists its product as hypothetical. The record is from RefSeq and is a predicted model, not a curated record. NCBI's taxonomy places the organism in Eukaryota, Oomycota, Saprolegniomycetes, Saprolegniales, Saprolegniaceae. Gene Ontology annotation, molecular function: cysteine-type endopeptidase activity. The coding region runs from base 99 to 1337 and encodes 412 amino acids. The transcript has a single exon. Gene Ontology annotation, cellular component: lysosome.
CGGCAUCGCCGUCUCGAGGCGCCUCGCUCGACCUUGCGUUUCGAUCGGCUCAUUUUCCAACUCGCGUCGUCUCCGACACCACUACCACCACCACAACCAUGAAGACCGCCUUUGUCACGAUGGCCCUCGCCGCGACGUCGGCGGCGGCGAUGCAGCUCAGCAACGACGAGCGCGCCACGCUCGCCACCGAAGUGUUGGCGUGGAAGGCGACGGAAGCCGGCAAAGUCGCGAUCGAGCAAGGCCUGGCCAAGCCCAGCAGCAACCAAGAGUCUCUGGACGUGUCGGAUGACGAGAUCGUCCGCUUCGCGGCCACCAAGAAGAUCGUGGACCAGCUCAACAUCGACCACCCCGAGGCGCGCUUCUCGACCAACAACCCGUUCGUGCUCUUGACGGAGAAGGAGUUUGCCGAGUACGUCAAGGGGUCGUUCGCUCGUGGCCAGCCCGAGCGCCGCUUGCGCGCCGACACGGUCGCCCGCGACUUGACGAUCGAGCAGGCCGAAGCGGCUGGCAUCGACUGGAGCGCCGACAAGUGCAACCCGUCCGUGAAGAACCAGGGCAACUGCGGGUCGUGCUGGACGUUCUCGUCGGUGGCCGUGGCCGAGCAGGCGCACUGUCUCGCGACGGGGUCGCUCCUCGACCUCUCGGAGCAGCAACUCGUGAGCUGCGACUCGAGCUCGGGCGAAGGCUGCCAGGGCGGCUGGCCUUGGAAGGCGCUCGACUACAUCUCGGCCAACGGCAUCUGCACCGAAGCCGACUACCCGUACACGUCGGGGUCGACGGGCCAGAACGGCCAGUGCAAGACGUCGUGCCGCAAGACCAAGCUCAGCAUCGGGUCCACGGUCAACAUCCAAGGCGAGAGCGCGCUCCAGUCGGCGCUCGACAAGCAGGCCGUCCAGGUCAUCGUCGAGGCCGGCAACAACGUCUGGAAGAACUACCAGAGCGGCGUCGUCAAGUCGUGCCCUGGCUCGCAGUCGGACCACGCCGUGCUCGCGGUCGGCUACGGCACGCUCAGCGGCGUCAACCACUUCAAGAUCAAGAACUCGUGGGGCACGUCGUGGGGCGCCGGUGGCUACAUCUACUUGCAGCGCGGCGUCGGCAGCAACGGCAUGUGCAACGUCGCCGAGCACCCGUCGUACCCCAAGAUUAGCACGUCGCCGACGCCCACGUCGCAAAACCCGCCGACCAAGACACCCGCGCCGACGCCGGCGCCGACGGCGGACCAGUGCCACGGCUGCAGCCAGUGCUACUACCCGGCCGGUGACGGCUGCUACGACUUUGAUGCGGCGACGUGCGAAGAUCUUAGCGGCGACUACGGCACCAUCUGGUGCGGCAACUAGGCGUCUUGUGGUGCUUCGUCUCUGCUCUUUCGUUGGUGACUUGUGCAUAUCGAUGUCAUUGUCCACAUUUGAAUACACAUGAUGUUUGUGUUCUCGGACUGCGUGGGUGGUGUAGCGUUGGUGCAUUACGCUCCCCACAAUCGACGAGAGAGUAUC